AUGAGUCCAUGGUCACCUGCUUCAUCUCUUGGGCAGUCGGCUUCUCCUCAGUCACCUCCUCCUAGGCAGCGGCCUCCUCCUUCACUUCCUCAACCACCAGCAAAGAAGCAAAAGCAACCACCAAAGAAGCAAUCAUCAGUUAAAGAGCCUCCAAAGAAGAAGGAGCAGAUGAAGAAGAAAGCUAAGGAGCCUGCUAAGCUACCGUGGGAGAAAACUUAUGAGGAAUGCUGUGAGGAAGCUAAGAAAGCGGUUGACGAGCACUUCAAACCGAAGAAGCCAGAGAAGAAGGUACCCAUAAAUCCAGCAGAUUCAGCAUUUUUCUUAAAAAUGACCGAUGUAAAUAGGAGGAAAUUCAUUCCACCAUCAGAUUACGAUGACUCAAUUACCUAG
Messenger RNA from Panicum hallii, 390 nucleotides. Its product is annotated as FK506-binding protein 4-like. Lineage: Eukaryota; Viridiplantae; Streptophyta; Magnoliopsida; Poales; Poaceae. The record is from RefSeq and is a predicted model, not a curated record. The transcript has a single exon. Bases 1 to 390 code for a protein of 129 amino acids.